Aspergillus pseudotamarii is the source of this 1827-nucleotide messenger RNA. RefSeq lists its product as uncharacterized. The coding region runs from base 1 to 1827 and encodes 608 amino acids. The transcript is spliced from 2 exons. The record is from RefSeq and is a predicted model, not a curated record. Gene Ontology annotation, molecular function: oxidoreductase activity; FMN binding; acyltransferase activity, transferring groups other than amino-acyl groups. NCBI's taxonomy places the organism in Eukaryota, Fungi, Ascomycota, Eurotiomycetes, Eurotiales, Aspergillaceae.
AUGGAGGCACCAACUCCCAUCCUCCAACUCUCCAGCUACCUCAUCCGCCCCUUCUACCCUGGCGAUGUAGAAGCCAUUGCGAAAGAAGGCAACAAUCCCGAAAUCGCCCGUUGGCUACGCAGUCGAUUCCCCGAGCCCUAUACCAUCGAAGACGCCAAGACCUGGAUAUCAAUCGCGACCUCUAGCUCACCGAUCCUCGAUUUCGUCAUUAGCCGGCGGGAGGAUAAUAUCGCCAUCGGAGCUAUUGGGUUAAAAGCCAGGGACGAUGUAUACUAUCGGACUAUGGAAAUUGGGUACUGGCUAGGUCAAGACCAUUGGGGAAAGGGUAUUGCGACGGAAGCACUAUCUGCAAUGACUACUUGGACCUUUGAGAAUUUUGCACAUGUUUUGAAGCUGGAGGCGGAGGUUUUUGAUGGGAAUGAGGCAAGUCAAAAAGUGUUGGUGAAGGCGGGGUAUGAGCUUGAGGGGAGAAGAAGGAAAGCCGUUGAGAAAAAGGGCAUUGUUAUGGAUACGCUUAAUUUCUAUGUAACCCCAUUGGGGGAACCGCUCCACUUCGCCUUCAGUCAGCGAACCGCGCCCAACCGUUUUUACAAGGGUGCCAUGACGGAGCGGUUAUCGUCCUGGUCCCCGACAGAUCUGAAAGCGCGCGGAAUUCCCAGCAAUGAGUUGAUCAAUCUGUACAAGCGCUGGGGUGAGAGCGGCUACGGCAUGCUCUCCACCGGAAAUAUUAUGCUUGCAUACGAUCAGCUGGAGGCCCCGGGAAACCCCAUCAUUGAUCUUGAGAAUCCCUUCCAUGGAGAGCGUUUUGAGGCGUUCUCUCGCAUGGCGGCGGAGUCGAAGAAACAUGGCAGCUUGAUCGUCGCGCAGGUCAGUCAUCCCGGUCGCCAGGUGGAAGAGCGCGUGCAGGCCGAUCCCGUAUCGGCGAGCGAUGUGCAGCUGCAGACGGAGGCGCUUAAGAUGACGUUUGCGAAACCACAUGCCGCCUCUAAGGAUGAGAUCCGGGAUCUCGUUAAAAGGUGGACUCAUGCUGCGGUCUACCUGCACAAGGCGGGAUUUGAUGGCAUCCAGCUGCAUGGCGCGCACGGGUAUCUGCUGGCUCAGUUCCUGUCGCAGACCACGAACAAGAGGACCGACGAGUAUGGCGGAAGUCUGGAGAACCGGGCACGUCUGAUUGUCGAGGUUGCCCGGUCCAUUCGGCAGCAGUUGCCGUCAUCGUCCGGGUUUAUUCUGGGUAUUAAGAUCAAUUCGGUCGAGUUCCAGGCCGAGGGGUUUACCCCGGCCGAAGCUCAACAACUUUGUCAGAUUCUGGAACAAAAUGAGUUCGAUUUUGUGGAGCUCUCUGGUGGAACGUAUGAGGCACCCGCCUUCUCGCGCGACCGGGAUUCCACCAGGAACCGAGAAGCCUUCUUCCUGGAAUUCGCAUCCAUGAUUACCCCUGUGCUGAGCAAAACCAAGAGCUACGUUACUGGCGGUCUCCGCACGGCGUCGGGAAUGGUGGCUGCACUGGAGACGGUGGAUGGUGUCGGUUUGGCUCGACCUGCUUGUCAAGAAUUUAACCUCCCUCGCGAUAUCCUUGAGGGCCGAGUGACUGGCGUAAUUGAGCAAAAGGUUGAUCAGCAGAACUUUGGUUUGACGAGCGCCGCCGCGGGUACGCAAAUGAAGCAAGUGGGCAAGGAUGAGCAGCCAAUCGAUCUAAGUGACGAAGAGAAUCUGGCGCUCUUCAUGAAGCACCUGGGGGAAUGGGCCCAGCAGAUUCAGGAAGACGCACCCAAAAUGAACAUGUAUGGGUUCAUGGAUCUCCCCAAGGGGGAGGCUUUCCGGGGAUAA